UAAGCAGUGCUAGACUUUCGCUUGUCCCUACAAAAGUAAGAUUUGCGAGUCAUGUCCUAAUGUUAUGUUGAGGAUGGAAGAGCACUGUUCUUUAUUUUUUUCUUCGCUUUUCAAUUUUUUUCUGUGGGGAGGAUGGCUUCUCUGCUUUACAGAAGGAAACCAAGUUGCAGGUAUUCACAGUCGAAGUCUCAUGUUUGAGAAGCCAGUUGAAGGACAUGCUCUGCAACAGCACGUUUUCAAACAAAUAUAUUUAUCCAUGGGAAUUAAGCCAGAUAGCGACUGCAAAAAUAGGUGUCUCAUGGAAAAUACCUGUGUGUCUGUUAACGUUGGCCCAUCCAGCAAGAAUGGAUUCAGGGUCUGUCAACUGAGUGAUUCUGAUCACAUUCAACAUCCUGCUGACCUUAAACCCCAAGAAGGAUACCAGUAUUGGGCUUCAAAGAAUCCAUGUUCAAGCAGCCCUUGUCUUCCUAAUGCAACCUGUCUAAAUGGGUUUACAGAUAAGAGAUACAUUUGCUUGUGUCAAGUUGGUUUUAAGGGAAAACAAUGUGGAAAAAAAGUUAAAAGCGGAGAUGUAAGUACUUAUCCUGGUCCCACUGCUAUUCCAGUUGUAAUUGGUAAUCGACGUCCGACAAACUGUUAUCCUGUUAAUGCCACACGUGUUUCACCGCGUUUGUGUGGCUUGGACAACUUGAGAAAUGUUCAACGACAAACUGUUUUUGUAACUCGCAGUUAUAUUUCCUGCUGUGUUCAGCUUUGCCUGCUUAAUGUAAGAUCUGUUAAGAAUAAGGUGAUGAUAGUGAAAGACUAUGUUGUGGACAAUGAUAUUGAUAUUAUGGCUUUGGCAGAAACAUGGCUACUGGAAAUACCAAUGAUGUUGAAGUGGGAACUUUGUGUCCUACCGGCUAUAGGUUCCUACAUAUUCCAAGAUCUCAUUCCAGGGGAGGAGGAGUUG
Pocillopora verrucosa is the source of this 952-nucleotide messenger RNA. The record is from RefSeq and is a predicted model, not a curated record. NCBI's taxonomy places the organism in Eukaryota, Metazoa, Cnidaria, Anthozoa, Scleractinia, Pocilloporidae.